This is a messenger RNA of Physeter macrocephalus (sperm whale), 450 nucleotides long. Its product is annotated as ubiquitin-fold modifier 1-like. Bases 27 to 284 code for a protein of 85 amino acids. NCBI's taxonomy places the organism in Eukaryota, Metazoa, Chordata, Mammalia, Artiodactyla, Physeteridae. The transcript has a single exon. Gene Ontology annotation, biological process: protein K69-linked ufmylation. The record is from RefSeq and is a predicted model, not a curated record. Gene Ontology annotation, cellular component: cytoplasm; nucleus.
GGGUUUCUGUCCGGACUGGCUGCACCAUGUCGAAGGUUUCCUUUACGAUCACACUGACGUCGGACCCGCAGCUGCUGUACAAAGUACUCAGUGUUCCCGAAAGUACAUCUUUUACAGCAGUCUUAAAGUUUACAGCAGAAGAAUUUAAAGUUCCUGCAGCAACAGGUGCAGUUAUUACCAGUGAUGGAAUAGGAAUAAAUCCUGCACAGACUGCUGGAAAUGUUUUUCUAAAGCACGGUUCAGAACUGCAAAUAAUUCCUAGAGAUUGUGUCGGAAGUUGUUAAUAUCUGCUGCUUGGAACAUAAAAUCCCCUUCCAGAAUAAAUAUUGGUAUUGUUAUUGUUGUAAAAUUGGAGUCAGGCAUUUGAAAUCCUAUGAAGACACCAAUAGUUGAUGAAGUAAUGAAAGGUGACUCUCUGUCCCUUCUUGUUAUUCACACUCUUCACAUGAA